Messenger RNA from Rotaria sp. Silwood2, 720 nucleotides. The record is from the annotation of a GenBank genome assembly. NCBI's taxonomy places the organism in Eukaryota, Metazoa, Rotifera, Eurotatoria, Philodinida, Philodinidae.
AUGUUCAUUCGACUCUUGAUAAUAUCUAUUUUUGUUUUUAUUGUUGUUCAAUCUACUUUAACAACUAAUAUAAAAAAUAAACCAUCUUCAACAUUUACAUUUCCGAAACAAUUUUCAGUUGAUGAUGAUGAUGAUGAUGUUGAUUAUUUAAAUGAUAAAAAACUUCAUAAUGAAGGUAGUAGUAACAGUGCUACUCCAGAUGAAUAUGCUGAUGAAGAUGAUGAUGAUGAUGAUGAUGAUGACGAUAAUCAAUUAUCAAAAAUUAUUGCAACUACAACAAUACAUACAACAAUUUCAACAACAACAAAUAAACGUAUAAUGACAAAAAUUUUCGAACAAAAAAAGAAAAAUGAAAAUAAUACAAAAACAAAUUAUUUAGAUGUAAAUGAAUUUUAUGAAGAUUAUAAAGAUGAUCUUGAAGAUGAUACUUAUUAUAAUGAACCAACAAUAAAAACUACAAGUAUAUCAUUAUCAUCAACACAUCUAUCAACUGUUCAUCCUACAUCUAUGCGUGUUAUAUUAAAUUUUUUAACACGUCCACCUAUAGCUGCUGGUAUUCUUGGUGGUUUAGCUAUUGGAAUAUUAACAUCAGUUAUACUUCUUAUUUGUAUUGUUCAAAAUUAUAAUAAACGUGAUAGAACACAUUCAUCAAUAACAACAGGUCUUCUUUAUCCAAAUCAAUAUGGUUAUUCAAAAACACCACAAGAAUUUUAUGCUUAA